Messenger RNA from Didymodactylos carnosus, 1005 nucleotides. The record is from the annotation of a GenBank genome assembly. NCBI's taxonomy places the organism in Eukaryota, Metazoa, Rotifera, Eurotatoria, Philodinida, Philodinidae.
AACAUGAUGUACUUUUAAAUCAAAUAUUGGAAAUAGGCAUAGUUUACAUCAUUUUCUUUCUUGUCUAAAUUUACAAAAUCUGUUCGGCGGAUCUUGAGAUAGCAUUUCCAUGCUACACCCCUAUUGUGUGAUAAACUAAUAGCUUAUAUGCUGUAUAAAUAGUAGAUGUGGAAUUUUCCUCCAUGAAUGAUGACAGUAGAAUCUUCAUCGACAUAAGAUAUGAUGAUUGGAUGAUGUAUUGAUACUAAAGAUAAAUUUGUAUAAAAAUAUAGCACCUUAAAAAUCACUGUAAUUAAUUUAAAUCAUAAUCAUAAAGUUGAUCAAUCAAAUUUAAAAUUUUAUGCUCGUCACCGUCGUUUGGAUAAUGACACUAUUAAAUUAAUAAAAGAAUAUGAUAAUCACAAAGUUCCUCGAAAUAUUAUUCGUGGCAUGGUUAUGAAUGAAAAUAAAGACAAGUUCGCCACUGUAAAAGAUUCAACAGCAACCGUUGAUGUCACUGUGUCAGAUAAUAAUCAGCUUGAUAUGAUAUUUAUUGCAACAUCUAAAAUGAAAGAAAAUUUUAAACAAUUUUUUCAUAUUGUAUUUUUUGACGCGACUUACAAGAUUAAUAUAGAAAGCUAUUCAUUAUAUGUAUUUUUAGUUGAAGAUAGUCGUGGUACAGUUGGAAUAGCGUUAUUAGCCCACAAAUCACAAGAAAAUAUACGUGAAUUGCUAUCAAAAUUUCAACAAAUAUAUCCAGUUAAACGCGAAUUUAGACGACGUAAUAAAAUACCACAUUUAAGCGAAGCGUUAAAUAUUUUAAUGAUGCUUUUUAAUUUGAAAACACAUAUUCAAGAUUUUGAAAAUGUUCGUCAAGAAUUAACAUCUUUUACAAUACAAAAUACAAAAUAUCCUGAAUUUAUGAAAGAGUGUGUACAUAUUUUGACGGAUAAGACUAUUUCUUUGUUCGUUGCAUUGAAUGGUGCGGACUACAAUGUUUUUUUAUAUCAGCUGGACUGUAUAUAG